Messenger RNA from Paramecium tetraurelia, 2014 nucleotides. RefSeq lists its product as uncharacterized. Lineage: Eukaryota; Ciliophora; Oligohymenophorea; Peniculida; Parameciidae. The record is from RefSeq and is a predicted model, not a curated record. The transcript has 6 exons. Gene Ontology annotation, molecular function: translation initiation factor activity. Gene Ontology annotation, biological process: formation of translation preinitiation complex.
AUGUUUGGCAAAACAAUAAAAAUUUAAGGAUCUGUUUAUUUAAAAGGAAAGGAUAAAGAUAACUUUGAGACUACACUAAGGAAAUAAUUUGAUGCACUAACAGUCAAAAAGAUCUUUGAGGAUUCUGAAUAAUGUAUGUAAGAGAAACUAGUUGGAUCAAAGAUGGUCAUUUAUCAUACAGAUGAAUAUCCUGCCUUUGUUGAUGGCACAGGAAAGGAGGAUUAUGUUCCAUCAUUGUUUGUUGUUGCUGAGUAUCCUAGAUUAAUUGGUACAUUGAUAUUAAAAGACGGAAUUGAUGAAGCAGCAGUACUUAAGGCAGGAAAAAAAUUGGGUGAAUUCAAGAAGGAUGCUAUUAAGAAGUUGAUAAAUCAUGAAAAGAAAUUAUUGGCAAUUAUAGCUAUUGGUUGUGAUUCUAUAGAUUUAAAGAAAGAAUAGGAGAAGGGAAUAGCUGGAUAUAUUUUGCAUAAACAAGGGGAUAAAUUAUGGGAGCAUGGUCCAAAGGAAUUGUGUCAACCAAUUGAACCAGAAAACUUUGAUGAAGUCUAAGAAAUGAAAACAUAAAACUAUGAGGAAUACUCAGAUGAUGAUAUUGAUUUGAAUAUGAUUGCACCUGGAGCUAAGAAACCAGCAGCAAAAAAAGAAUAGAAAAAAGCAACCAAAGCCAAACCAGUUUAAUAAUAACAAUAACAGUAAUAGCAAUAAUAAGUUAAACAAUAAUUCUCAGAUGAUAGUGAUGAUGACAAUAAACACAAAAAAGGCGCUUAAAAUAAGUAAUAAUAAUAGAAACAAUAACAAUAAUAAUAAUAAGUUGGAGGUGUUCCAACAAAAGUAAUGGAUGAAUACAUAAAGGAAUCCCUUUUAAAUGCUUGUAAGAUUGGAAUUAAUGAUAAAUAAUUACCUUUAGAAGGUUAAGUAUUCUAUGAGAAAAACUAGGAAUUGAAUUAGAUCUAAAGAAUUAAUGAUAUUAAAAGAUCGGAAAGUAAAUGCUUAUAUAUAUAUUUUGAUAGAUUUUUGUAGACUAUGUAAAAGGAUGGUUUGAUUGAAUACAAGGAAGUCAAAAAGGGAGGAUAACCUUCAAUAACUAAAAUUGAUAGAUAACAUGAAUAAAUUACUGAUUGGGAGCCAACCGUAUUAAAGGCAGCAAAGAAAGGUGAUGAAGAGAAGGAAGAAAAGAAUCAAGUUGCUUAAUAUAAAUAGAAUAUCGAGGUCACUGAUCUCUUUCUGCCGGUUGGUCCUUUGGUGAAAUUAUUCGCUAAGGAAGGGGAUGACAAUUAAAAAGUUGAACCAUUAACAAGAGAAUAAUAUAUUUCAUUAUUGAAUUAAUACAUAAAGAAGAAUUUGAAGUAGGAGAAGAAAAUGAUAGUGUUAACAGAAGAUUUGGUUAAUGAACUAGGAAUAAAAGAACAUUAAUCUGAUAGUGAAGAUGAAUAAUAAGAAGAAUAAGAUAAGGAAAAAGAGAAAGAAAAAGAAAAAGAGAAGGAAUAGAAAAAAAAAUAACCAUAAAAUUAGAUUACUUUAGAAAGAUUAUACAAGAGGAUUGAGGAACUUAUGUAGAGGAGUUACAGAAUUAAAAAUUUGAGAUUAAACUAAAGUGAAGUUAAAUAAGGCGAAUUCAAGGGGUUGCAAUUAAUAGCUGAGAAAUAACAUAAUCAAUAAAUAAAUAGAGUAGUAGGUUUGGAAUAUUUCGGAUUUGAUCAUUAAGGAAAGAAUGAAGAUAUGUAUAGUUUUGCAUAUGUGGUUAAGCAAAUGCAGGAAACAUUCCAUUGUGGUAUUAGCAUCCAUGAUGGAGCGGGUAAAAAUGCCGGAAAAGAAAUACUUUUACAGAAAAAUGUAUUUGACUAAUUGCCUGAUUAUUGUGCCAACAUCCUGAAGAUAGAUAGUAAAUAUAUCCAUGAGUAAAAUAAGUUGGGAGGAAACAAGAAAAAGUAAGAAGGAAUGACCAGGUAGUGAAGUCAUUAAUUUAUUUAAGUGAAGUCAUCAUAAUAUAAUAUAAAUUUAUUAAUAAGCUCAUCAA